Messenger RNA from Coregonus clupeaformis (lake whitefish), 2676 nucleotides. RefSeq names its product growth/differentiation factor 10-like. Gene Ontology annotation, molecular function: growth factor activity; cytokine activity. Gene Ontology annotation, cellular component: extracellular region. The record is from RefSeq and is a predicted model, not a curated record. Gene Ontology annotation, biological process: SMAD protein signal transduction; BMP signaling pathway. The transcript is spliced from 3 exons. The coding region runs from base 335 to 1873 and encodes 512 amino acids. Lineage: Eukaryota; Metazoa; Chordata; Actinopteri; Salmoniformes; Salmonidae.
GCAUUAUGAACUGGAACUGUAGUGAGUGAGUUCUUUCGGGCAUUGCGAACUGGAACUGUAGUGAGUGAGUUAUCUCGUUACCCCUCUCACCUCUGGCUGUAAAGGAAAAACAAGUGUAAAAGUGGCAGAACUCUACAGAGAGUAGGCUAAACUAACUUCCAACAUCCACACGGUCUGCUGUGCAUGAGUGACAGUGCUACCCAAGAAAGAGCAGUGAAAGCGGACGCGAGGUGGAAAACUCUCUGGGCACAUAACCUUGGAUUCCAGUCACCUUAAUACCAAGUCGUUCCUCGGAUGCACGUUUUCUCCCUUGAAUCUUGCGUAUGAUUCUGAAAUGGCAGUCUGGUUCGAGUUUUCAGCUCACAUGUUUUUUCUAUUGCUGGGUAGUUGUCUUGGAGCUUUGGAGGGUCGGACCGCAAGCCGAAACCCAAGGAGCGUGCAGGGACAGGUCAGAGAUGGUACGGAGUUUGACCGGGACAGCGCAGAUCACGACGUGGUCUCACAGCACAUGCACAGGCUGUAUGAGAAAUACAACAGAGAACUGAACCAACUCGUAGAGGGAAACACUGUCAGGAGUUUCAGAGCCAGCCAAGACUCGUCUGACCAGAAGACGAUGUACCAUCUGAACCUGACAUCUCUCCAGGACUUUGAGAUCAUCCUCUCUGCCACGUUCCACUUCCUGUUCGACUGGCGACCGCGGCCAAGCGCCUGGUUCUGCAAACGCUACAAAACCCCGGCCUGUCGAUCUCUACGCCUCCACCCUGCUUCCUCCAUCCACCUCCUGCUUCGCUCUGACCCCUCUGGGUCAGAGAUCAAUCCAGGGUCUCAGGGGUCGUUGCUAGGCAGCGUGACCUUUCACCCUCACCGCAGAGGGUCGUGGCAGAUGAAGGACGUGACCGCGUCGAUAAAGGAGGCCAGGGAAAAGGGCAGCCAUUUUGUGUCGGUGGAGGUGGACUUUGGGCUGCAGUACCACAGAAAACCAGAGGACACGCUGUCUGGGGCCAGCCUACCUUAUUUGUUGGUGUAUGCUGACGACCAGGAGCUAGAUGAGCCCAACAGUUUGGCACAGACUUUACAGAGGUAUGACCCUGAGGCGGAGGAAGAGUCUCCUCACAGUUCUCUUCUUCACGCUAAACCGGGGUCAAAGGAUCAUGUGAGAAGGGAGGUACCAUCCCUCCCAUACUCCAUCCAGAACAACGAACUGCCAGAGGUGGAGUUCAAGCCUAGCAGAUCCAUGAAAGAGGACCCGUUUGAAACUGCCUACCAUGCCCUGAAACACAUCAAGCCCAAGCUUGGGAGGAAGGAGAGGAGGAGGAAGGGGGAAGAAGUGAAAGAUGGAGAGAGGGAUGGAGGGAGUCAAUCACCGGUCCUGAGCUUGGAUGAGAGGACCCCAAAAAAGAGCAGCGAUGGAGGUAGUCGGUCGCAAGACAACAGCGAGGGAAGGAGGGAUGGAAAGAGUGAUAUAGGGAAUGGAAGUAAGUCUCCAAUGCUGAGUUUUGAUGAGCGGACCUUGCGUAAGGCGAGAAGGAGACAGUGGGGCUCGAAGCCCCAGGUUAGGAGCUGUUCUAGGAGGACACUCAGGGUAGACUUUGCAGACAUCGGCUGGAGUGAGUGGGUCCUGGCGCCCAAAGCAUUUGAUGCCUACUACUGCGCUGGCACCUGUGGAUUCCCCAUGCCCAAGGUGCUGUAUCCCUCUAACCAUGCGACCAUCCAGAGUAUAGUCCGUGCGGUUGGGAUAGUUCCAGGGGUCCCAGAGCCCUGCUGUGUCCCAGAGAAGAUGAGCCCUCUGGGGGUUCUCUACCAUGAUGAGGGGGGUAAUCUGGUGCUCAAGGUCUACCCCAGCAUGUCUGUGGAGAGCUGUGCCUGCAGAUAGGCCCAGAAGACAGAGCGGGAAAAAGCCAGGCAAAACAGGAUGGACUGAAUUUCAAAGGACAAAAAAGGGAAGUAAAAGGCAGAGAUAUAUUUGUAAAAGAACAAAUUAGUUGAGGUGUCUGUCCGUCUGUUGGUCCCUUGUAUCCCUCAGGCUUUGACACUGAGAGAACGAUAGUUGAAUGUGAAGAGGUGUUGAAGAGGCACAUUAUCUGCUUUUGGCAGCACCCGUCAAGUCCUCCGGUAGCAGCAGACAGACCACCACAAUAUCCUCCACGUCUACCAUAUCCUCCACAUCUACCAUAUCCUCCACAUCUACCAUAUCCUCCACAUCUACCAUAUCCUCCACAUCUACCAUAUCCUCCACAUCUACCAUAUCCUCCACAUCUACCAUAUCCUCCACAUCUACCAUAUCUCCACAGAACAGCAUCGCUUCUCUCUCCCCCCCCCCCAUCUCUCUCUCCAAACAACUGGAAUUCUAAUUGUUAAGCUCAAAACCAGGGCUGCUUGACUGGCGAUUUGUUUGUUUUGUUUUUGCGGCACUGAUCAUUCUUGUUUUAAUAGACAGAGUCCUGGGUCAUCUUCAUUAGGGCACACCACAGAAAAAGUUUUUGCAACAGAAAAUGAAAACCAGGGUUUCUUAUUGGACACGUUCAGAUAGUACCUCCCGGUUUUGGACUAUUCUUUAUGUUUUAUGCCUACUGAACAGGACCCUGAAUCCUCAUUCACUAAAAAUGUACAUACAGUGCAAUCGGAAAAUAUUCAGAUCCCUUGACUUUUUCCACAUUUUGUUACGUUACAGCCUUA